AGAUGCAAGAUAAGAUGUGGAAGUGGGACUGUUCUUGACCUAAGAAAAUCGGCUGGCAGCAGCCAGAAUUAAUCCUGCUGUCUUGGCAGGAAAGUUCCCAGAGUCUCAGCUGGACAGGUAAGGGAGAAGGGAUUUUACCAUAGGCAUCGAUUACUGAAAAUGCAGGCCAAAAUCAUGGACACACAGAAUUGACAGGGGGAGUAUGAGAAAAUGCCAAGAAGGGAAAAUCAAGGUGAGGAUUUCCAGCUACAGAUGGACAGGGUCAACUCUCCCCGGUGACCCUGCCUCAGAGAUGGGGGCUUCCUCCCAACCCAGCCCCAGGCCUAGAAAAGAGACCUGUCUGCACUGGGGUCUCAAGAUCCUUAUCCUCCUCUUGCAGGUACAGCUGUACUCAGGGCAGUUCACUGUAGUCAGCCCUGAUAAGCCCAUCUGGGCCAAUUUUGGAGAAGACACUGAACUUCACUGCUUCCUGGCCCCCAGGACGAACGCUGAGAACAUGGAGAUCAGGUGGUUCCGAUCCAAUGACUCCAGCCUGGUGCAUCUGUAUCGGGAAGGGAAGGAUCAGGAGGCUGAGCAGAUGCCGAAGUUCCGGGGGAGAACAACCCUGGUGAAAAACGCCAUUGUGGAUGGGAACAUAGUGCUGAGGAUACAUAAAGUGAGGGUCUCUGAUGCUGGGAACUACACGUGCCAGUUCCAGUCAGACAAGCAUUUGGAUGCAGCCACAUGUGAGCUGUAUGUGACCAGUGAAGGAUCAGCACCCAGUAUUCACAUUGAAGGGCUUGGGACGGAAGAGAGAAGACUUCUGUGCAGGUCAGCAGGAUGGUACCCAGAGCCCCGAGUUCAGUGGAAAGAUUCUGCCGAAGAGACUGUGUCAAAGAAAUCUGAACCAAUAAUGACUCAGGAUGCAGAUGGCCUCUAUCAAGUGGAAGCAGGUUUUAUACUCCGAAAAAACACCAAUAGGACAGUGACCUGUUCCAUCUUGAGCCCAGUACUGAGGCAGGAAAAAGAGACAAGUGUUCCCGUGGCAGGUGCUCAGAAAAUACCGCUGAUUGAUUAAUGGAUUAAUGGAAAAGUGAGGUGAAUAGCACUGGCCCUUCUCUGCUGAUCUCAUGGAAAUGCCUGGAUCCUUACAGGAAGAGGGAGGGAGGACUGCCCUACCCCAAUAUGGACAGUGGAUUUCAACACCAACUCAGCACCCUCUACAAAUAUGAGUCAGUGUGCUUGACUCUAAAUUAAUCAAUCAAUGGUAUUUUUUCAGCACUUACUAUGUGCAGAACACUGAACUAAGUGCUUGGGAGAAUACAACACAAUUAGCAGAUAUGUUCCCUGCCCAUAACACGCUUAUAGUCUAUAGGUGAGCUUAAAGUAUAGCCUAAUUUGUAUGCUGUUUUGUAAACAAACACAAUGCAAGGACUCCUGCCUCCAGGAGAGUUUAUAGAGGGGUCACAAACCUAUCAACAAAAGCUAUGUGGGAACUGGGGGGGACCCACAAGGGACAUGGAACAGAGGAAACUGCAUUUCAGUGCUAUGUCUCAUAUGACACUACUGUGUUAUCUGUAGGGGAACUAAACCCACAGUGAGUAAAUUCUCUUAUCAGCAAGGUAAUAAAUAACUUACCCAAUCAAAUCUGUAGGGAGUUACACUACUGGGAAUUCAUGAAAGUUGGAUCAGAAAGACGCUAUUGAAAAAUGCUGUUUUUGACCACCAAGACCGCCUUUUCUAUCUAAGGGAUAGAUUUUAAGAAAUAAAAAAUACAGAGUAGCUCUGAAAGAAGAACUUCUGUGGAAGUGCUACUUAGGGCUGGAGUAACACAGGAUAAUGGGACUUCAGCCCAGAUCCCCAGGAUUAGGGGGAGAAGCCCAGUGCCGCCUCCAAGAUUACACCCCUCUUAACCUUUGCAACAAGGCUGCUGCUUGCUUCAUUUUGAAAAUGGUGCCCAAAAAAGACCUCCCCAAAAUGUCCACUGCCCAUGCACAACACCACAAGGGACAGUAGCACUGGGGUUGGUCUGCAGUCGUUGUCUUCCAACCCCUCCCUCUGCUCUCUCUAUCACUGAUGAAGGGCCAAGGCCACUUCAAAUUUCUCCACCCUGUUGAGGAGAAGAUGGUAUAUAGAGGAGCCUGACCCACCCGCUGCCGCCGCCAAGAUUUCCAUCAGCUCCUGCUUCAGGCUGGGAUGGACUCUGUCAGCAGCAGCAGCAGCAGAGCGAGCCCUCCACUGUUCCCCUUACAGCCGACCUCCAGAGCUCAAACACAUGGGAAGGAGCCUGCCUUACCUUCCAGCAAUCAGGACUCCCAUUGGCUCCUGCUCCAGCCCGGGGAAGAACCUGACCGGAGGCAAUGUGAGGUGAUCUCAACUUCUAGAACGAUAAGGCCACAACCCUGGUGGCAAAUGAGACUUCUGUGACCAUUGACCUGUGCUGUGAGAAGCCUAAUACCCAGCUGCUCUUCUCAUGUUCACCAUCACUCUUGUCUUUUGUGUUUUUGUUUACUUUUUCUUAAAUGUCUCCCUGUGUUAUUCUUAGACCAUGCGUCCCUUGGGGGCCAGGGACCAGGUCUAUAGCCUAUCCACGAACUCUCUUCCCAGCACUUACUAUUACUAUUUUAUAUUUUUUAUUUUUUUAUGGUAUUUGUAAUUACUACUAAAUUGUAUCAGAAAAAGAGCAAUUGGGCAUUUUUCUUCCAAGUUUACAAGGGACUGCGAUGCGAGAGUUGAGGUGGCUUGGGUUGGUAUGACUGUGUGUUUGCAUGUGUGUGUAUGCUUGUACACCCUGCUGGUGAUUGUGCAUAGUUGGAGAAAUGUUGAGAUGGGAGUUGUGGGAAAUAUAACCCAGAGAGAAGAGAAGUUAAUCAGGGAUGGCCUCCUGGAGAAGACGUGAUAUCCAAAGGGCUUUGAAUAUGGGGAGACCAGGGGUCUGCUGGUUGUGAAGGAGGAGGUAACUUUACAGGCAGGAUGAAGGGAGGGCAUGAGCAAGAGGUUGGCAGUGGGAGAGAUGAGAACAAGGGACAAUGAUUAGUUUGAGAUGAUCAAAGAGCAUGAGCUGGGGUGUCAUAGAAGAAGAGAGUUGAUAAAUAGGAGAAAGAGAGCUGAGUGCCUUAAAGCCAAUAGUCAGGAUUUUCUGCCUGGUAAGGAGAAGAAUGGGUUACCAUUAAGGAUAGUGAGGAGUGGAGAGAUGUGUGCAGAAUGACAUUUUAGGAAAAUGACCCAAGUA
Molecule: messenger RNA, 3211 nt
Organism: Ornithorhynchus anatinus (platypus)
Lineage: Eukaryota; Metazoa; Chordata; Mammalia; Monotremata; Ornithorhynchidae
Product: butyrophilin subfamily 1 member A1-like
Exons: 5
Coding region: 203-1057 (284 amino acids)
Biological process (GO): regulation of cytokine production; T cell receptor signaling pathway
Cellular component (GO): external side of plasma membrane
Molecular function (GO): signaling receptor binding
Source: RefSeq, a predicted model, not a curated record